UCGCUGCUGUGAGAGAGGCUCAGUGUGCGAGCGAGCGGGUCCCUCAGCCGCUGCUGCGCUGCCUCCGUCGUCGUCGUCACCACCACCAGCAGCCCCUAUCUCUCGCGCGCGCGCGUCCCGGGAGCCGGCAUUGCCCUGCUCCUCUCGUGCCAGGGGUCCUCUCGCCAAGCGCGCUGCCCUCCCCUCCGGCCCGCCCCGUCUCCACGCUCCGUCUUUCAACCCGUGUCACACCGUCGUUUCUCCUGCUCGUGGUUCGGCGCCCGCCGGGGAGAUGCGGGGCCUGUCCAGCUGGAUGGUGCUGCUGGCGCUAGGCAGUUGGCUCCGGCUGCGGGCGAAGGGCGCCGUGCCCCUGGCGGACUUCUACCCCUUCGGGCCGGCGCAGGGGGACGCGGCCACCCCGCAGCAAGACGAUGGCGGCUCCGGGCUCCGGCCCAUCGCUGUGAAGUUCCCCUUCUUCGGCGCGGCUCACGCGGCGCUCUACGUAAACAACAAUGGAAUCAUCUCCUUUCUGAAAGAAGUGUCUCAGUUUACACCAGUGGCUUUCCCCAUCUCCAAUGACCGACGUGUGGUUGCAGCUUUCUGGGCUGAUGUUGACAACCGGCGUGCAGGACAAGUGUAUUACCGGGAAACCAAGGACCGAGCCAUCUUGGAGAGAGCCACUAAAGACAUCCGUCAAUAUUUCCCAGAAUUCCCAGAGUUCUCUGCCCAAUGGGUAUUCAUAGCCACUUGGUACCAAGUCACCUUCUUUGGAGGAAAUUCAUUUUCUCCAGUGAAUACUUUCCAGAUAGUCCUCAUCACUGAUGGCAUGCUGUCCUUCACUAUCUUCAACUAUGAGUCGGUCAGCUGGACUACUGGCAUGCAUGCCAGCAGUGGAGGAGACUCAGCCGGCCUGGGAGGCAUUGCGGCCCAGGCAGGUUUCAAUGCCGGUGAUGGAAAACGAUAUUUUAACAUUCCCGGAUCCCGCACUGAUGACAUUGUCGACGUGGAGAUGACGACAAAUGUGGGUAUCCCCGGGCGCUGGGUGUUCAGAAUCGAUGAUGCCCAGGUGCAAGUGGGGGGCUGCAACAACACAACUUCGGUGUGUCUGACACUCCGCCCUUGUCUGAAUGGAGGAAAGUGUAUUGAAGACUGCAUCACAGGGAAUCCCUCGUACUCCUGCUCCUGUUUGGCUGGCUUCACUGGAAAGCGGUGUCAUAUUGAUGUGGAUGAGUGUGCUUCCAGCCCAUGUCAUAACACAGCCACCUGUAUCAAUGGCAUCAACAGCUUCAGUUGUUGGUGUCCACCAGGAUUCAAAGGAGUCACAUGUGAAAUUGAGGAGUCUCCGUGUGAAGCCAAAGAAUGCCAGAAUGGUGGUGAAUGUCAAGCAGUAAACAGGACGGCUGUGUGUCUCUGCCAGCCAGGCUUUACUGGAGAAAAUUGUGAGACAGAAAUAAAUGAAUGCGAGUCCAAUCCGUGCCUGAAUGGUGGGCGAUGUAUGGACCUGGUUGGCAAUUACUCCUGUGCAUGUGUAGCGCCAUUCACAGGACAGCGCUGUGAAACAGAUCCUACAGCCUGUGAGGGCAAGAACUGCAGGAACCGGCAGACAUGCAACUAUAUCCGCCCAGGGCGCUACAUCUGCACAUGCUCUCCAGGCUACUAUGGGAACAACUGUCAGUAUGGAGGACCCAGAAUGCCCAGUGCAUGUAUCUCCAAUCCAUGCCAGAAUGAGGGCACUUGCCUUGAAACCAGCCAAGGCUAUGUGUGUGAGUGUCAUGAGGGAUACACCGGCAUGGAUUGCAAAGACAAGUUGUUGGAGAACUGUGAGUGCCGAAAUGGAGGAAAGUGUCUGGAUGGAAAUGUCACAAUAUGCCAGUGCCCACCAGGAUAUUUUGGUCUUCUCUGUGAAUUCGAAGUGACUACUACACCUUGCAAUAUGAACACGCAGUGUCCAGAUGGGGGAUAUUGUAUGGAGUAUGGUGGCAGUUACCUGUGCGUGUGCCAUACAGAUUACGGCACUAACCACACUGUGCCACCAUCUCCCUGUGACUCGGAGCCUUGCCUGAAUGGUGGAUCGUGUGACGCUCUAGAUGACUCCUACACCUGCGAAUGUACCCGAGGGUUCAUCGGCAGGCAUUGUGAGAAAGCAAGGCCAAAGCUGUGCAGCUCCGGGCCCUGCCGCAAUGGAGGGACGUGUAAGGAAUCGGAGGGUGAAUACCACUGCACCUGUCCCUACCGCUUCACAGGGAAGCACUGUGAAAUAGGUAAACCUGAUCCCUGUGCCUCAGGGCCGUGUCAGAAUGGGGGCACCUGCUUCCAUUAUAUUGGCAAGUACAAAUGUGACUGCCUCCAAGGAUAUGCUGGACGCCACUGCGAGAUAGCUCCUUCUCCUUGUCUCCUGAGUCCAUGUGAAAAUGGAGCCACUUGUGAGGAACUCGGCAACAGCUAUGCCUGCAUGUGUCCAGCUGGUUACAUGGGAAGACACUGCCAGUCAGAGAUAGACUGUGGCAUCCCCAGUGAAGUAAAGCAUGCUCAAGUGGCAUUUAACUCUACUUCAGUGGGAUCUCUGGCUGAAUACCGCUGUGAUCUUGGCUAUAUCCUAAGUCCCCCGAAUAACCCUAGGGUGUGCAGAGCCCAAGGUGCAUGGAGUGACCCUCCAGAGUGUAAUGAAAUUGACGAGUGCAGAUCUCAGCCAUGUCUAAAUGGGGGCUUGUGUAAAGAUCGGAUUGCCACAUUCCUGUGCUUCUGCAAAACUGGCUACACAGGACACCACUGUGAGUUGGAGCUUGAUGAAUGUCGGUCAGGCCCAUGCAAGAAUGGCGGAACCUGCAAAGAUCAGCCUGGAUCCUUUAUCUGUCAUUGUCCUGGUGGUUUUCUUGGAGCUCAGUGCGAAACUGAAGUGGAUGCCUGUGAAUCAAACCCUUGUCAGAAUGGAGGAGAUUGUGAAAAUUACAGUGGUUCCUACCUGUGUGUCUGCCCAGAGGGCUUCAUUGGCUACCAUUGUGAAAUAGCUAGUGACCCCUGUUUCUCCAACCCCUGUGGGAGCAGAGGCUACUGUCUGCCCAGUAACGGAUCUCAUAUCUGCACCUGCAAAGUGGGCUACACUGGCAAGACGUGUGAGAAAGAACUGCUGCCACCAACGUCAUUAAAGGUGGAAAAAGUGGAGGAGACGGGGCUGUCAAUUUCUUGGCGUCCUCCCAAGGACCAGGCUGCCAGGCAUAUGAUUGAUGGCUACGCCGUGACGUACGUAUCCUUCGACGGCUCUUACCGCUGGACUGAUUAUGUGGACCGAAGCCGUGCUGCCCACCAUUUGCGGGCACUAGCCUCCGGCAAAGCCUACAAUAUUUCUGUCUUUUCAGUCAAACGCAAACCGAACAACAAGAAUGAUAUCAGCAGGCCCGUCAUGCUCGUCACUCGUACUAGACCUCGCCCAGUGGAGGGAUUUGAAAUUGCCAAUGUGACUUCCACAACCAUUACUGUGCACUGGACUCUCCACAAGCUUGAGCACUCCACGGUCAGCAAGGUGCGUCUGUCCAUUCGCCAGCCAGAUGACGUGGAGGACCGUGCUGUGGAGUUAAACAAUACAGAGACCAAAUAUACAUUCUGGGACCUUCAACCAGGACAAAAGUAUCUUAUCCACAUGUGGACUUUGAGUGGCCUGGGUGCAGAAGACCAUCCAACUGAGAGCUUUGCCACAGCACCUUUCUAUGUGUGGACUCGACCUCUUCAUCCUAGAAACCUCACUGCAUCCAGAAUCACAGCCACCUCUGUUCAGAUGAUCUGGGAACAGCCCCUGGUUGGUUCUGGGGAAGGCUACAUCAUCAAUGUCACUACCAGUCAGAGUGUGAAGAGCCGCUAUGUGCCCAAUGGAAAGCUGUCUUCCUACACCGUGCGUGACCUGAACCCAGGGCAAAGGUAUCGCUUGUCUGUUAUGGCUGUUCAGAACACAGAUCAAGGACAAGUGAUUAGUGAACCUGCUCAUCUCUACAUUACAGCCUUGCAGAAGGAUGGCACCCCAGAAAGGCGCUGGAGUCAAACAGGGCAUCCUCGUGUACUGAGAAACCGGGUCCCCCCAGCAUUCCUGCCAGAACUACGCCUGCUUGCUGAUCAUAAUACCCCCGAGGAACCCUCACAAGCACCCAGGUUUACAGAACUGGUGGAUGGCAGAGGGAGGAUCACCACUAAAUUCAGCAGCUCACCAAGUAGACCGGUCACUGUGAGAACACAACCUGAGGCUCCCAUAAAAGUGGAGGAAAACAUGGAGGAAUCCCCCAAUCGGGCCAGCCUGGCAUUGCAGCUGUCUGAACCUGAGAGCAGCAAGAAAGAAAGUGACAAACAGAACUGUUCCAUAAACUUCUGCAAGAAUGGGGGGACCUGUGUCGCUGUCUCAGACUCUUACCACUGUGACUGCAAUCCUGGAUUCAAAGGCAGACAGUGUGAACUAGCUUGCAAGAAGGUGCCGCAGUCUUGUACUCGUCUCUACUCAGAAACCAAGUCCUUUCCAGUCUGGGAAGGAGGUGUUUGCCAUUACUUAUACAAGAGGACCUACAAAAUCCACCAGGAUGUCUGCUACAAAGAGAGCUGUGAGAGCACUGUUACAAAUAAGGCACUUAGCAGAAAACAAAGUAGCAGACACUGAAGAAGCCAUAUAGAUCCAAAACCAUCAUCAGUUCUGCUAACUGGAUUGAAAAAAGAGGAGACCUCUCUCACCAGAGUUCUGGACCUUCUCUCCUUUGUCUUGUUCAGGAAGUGUUUACCAAAUACCCAUAUUCCCCUCUCUUUGGAUCAAAAGUGCCUCUUCAGAUGCCUUUUCUUCAUAGCACCUGAAUUUUUAUACAGAUGAGUGACAUGUUGUUAUUUUAGUGUCUCUCUCCAGUCUGUAGUCCUCUGUGGGCCACUUGAAGCAAGAGUAGGGCUCAGACUUUCACCAGUGAAAGAGAUACUGGGUAUAUAAUUUGAAGCUAAUGGGCCACCUUAGAAGAAAACCUAGCCCUGGAACAAAAGACAACCCUCUCACUGUUGGAAAUUUUGAUGUUCAAUACCAAUUGUAGCAAUGGCUUUUUAAAAAAUGUUUUCCCUUUGUAACCAGGGUUGAUAGCAUGGCUUCUCUCUUUACAAGAACUAUUGUUUUCAUUCACUGAUCGUUUGACAACCAACUAUCCUGGUGCCUUUCUGUUGGUGUGAAAUGAUUAGCAUUUCAAAAGUUAGUGUCUAGCUCAGACAGAAAAAAAAUGAAUGCGGCAGCUGGGAGGGUCUAUAUCCAUCUUCGGAAAACGGAUCAGACAGGUUCUUUGUUGUUCAGAUUAUGGAAAUGCUGUUCUAUGACACCAGCAAGAGGAUAUCAUGCUUUAAGAAGUAAAACAAUAUGAACUGUUCUAAACUGCCGAUACUACUUUGAAGGGCAAAGAAUUUCCUUUGCCGCCACCCCCCACCCCCAAGACAAUACCAAUAGAGAAACAGCAAGUUUUAGAAAUAGAGGAAUAGCAGUGUUUGGGCAUCAGAUGCCCUUUCCCGAUUGGAGCAGCUGUUCAACGUUUGCUAUAAUACCUGAGGAUAGCCAGUCACUGAAGGAGUCCUAAUACUUCCUAGGUUUUUGGUGAGUUUGUAUGAUUAGCUAAAUAUAACAUUAAUAUACAUUCUGUAUAUUUUAGAAGUUAAAACGACCAGAGACUCAGUUUUGAACUAUUCCAUAAUCACCAUUAAUAGGCCAUUUUUGCAGAAGAUGCAGCCCAUUAAGAUGUAUUAAUUUUCAUAAGCAGUUCUACUGCCUAGAACAUUAAAUCCUGGCAGACCUUGAGAGUUGUACAUAUGGUUUCUUCAGCAAAGGGGAGCAUGCUGUAAGUGGAAUAAUGUUCCCAGAAGGAAAAUCAGCAACCAUUCCCAGAAACCCCACAGAAUAAAGUAUUGCAAUUAUUCUUACUCCUAAAGGCCAUUAGCAAAUACUUAAGCUCAUUUCUAUGUGCUAAUUACAGUUGUUUCAAGUCAAAAGUAGAGGUGGGUACAUCAUUAGCUAUGCGGGACACAGCAUUUCUCACUACAGUCCUAAGAAGCCUAGGAGGGAGAAUGCCACUCUUGGAUUACAAGAGGAAAUCGCACUGCUAAAGCAGAAUAUUGAGUUCAGGCUCUUAUUAUAUAUAACAUUUAACAAGGCCCUUUAAUUUGGCCUUUUUAUGCAAAGAGGAAGAGUUUGGAUUCCUCCUAAAGAGCUGGAAAAGAGAUGGCUUAGCCUGGACAGAUUUUUGGUAGGAUGCAGGCCAUAGACUACAUUAGGCAUAGUUUAAAUCCAGGAUAUUUUAUGCUACUUUUUUGGCAUUUUAAAUGCAGAUUUAUCUAAGGAGCCACUGAUGGUCUACUUGACACAUAGUCAACAAAAACAAACCCAGGCAUCAGAAAAAUCUGCAUUUUUCAUGUUCAGCUAGCAGGUGCUAACAAGUACUUAAAUUCAACUAUUCCACUUUAAUUAUGGGUCAAGUGCAGAUUAUCACCAUUACCAAACACAGCUUCCAAGGUAUGGGGGGAAAAAGUGUAGGCAUGGUAGUAACACUGCCAACAUAAUCACAGGUUUUUCUAAGCCUAGUGAACUUUUAGAAAGCAGGCAAAGCUGACAGAGGCAGUGAGUGGUCUUCAUAGCCAGUUUCUUAUGUCACACAGUGACACUGGUUUCCCCACCACAACCAGUCUAAGGUAGAACAGAGCCUGUAUCAAGCCAGUAUUCUAUAGCCAGAUUGAGGCAUAUGUAAUGCAGCAAUAAACAAGAAAGAUUUUAUUCUGUCAAAGUUAUUUUGUUUUUCAUUUUAGAUUAAAAUACAAUUUAUUUAA
This is a messenger RNA of Hemicordylus capensis (graceful crag lizard), 6795 nucleotides long. It is a transcript of the gene SNED1, whose product is annotated as sushi, nidogen and EGF like domains 1. Lineage: Eukaryota; Metazoa; Chordata; Lepidosauria; Squamata; Cordylidae. The record is from RefSeq and is a predicted model, not a curated record. Gene Ontology annotation, biological process: establishment or maintenance of epithelial cell apical/basal polarity; cell-matrix adhesion; heterophilic cell-cell adhesion. The transcript has 33 exons. Gene Ontology annotation, cellular component: protein-containing complex; plasma membrane. The coding region runs from base 272 to 4615 and encodes 1447 amino acids. Gene Ontology annotation, molecular function: calcium ion binding; Notch binding.